AUCGGAUCAAAUCCCUAGAAAAAACCCCAAUCUCCAUCAAAUCCCCAAUUUCCCCCUUCGAAAAACCCUAGAUUCCCAAAUCACAGAGCCCAGAAACCGUAGAAAUCGCCUCGCCGCGCCCCAAUGCCAUGGGUAAAGGUCGACCUCGCGCAAUCGAGAAGUCAAUCCGGAACCCUAGUUUCUCCCCUCCCCCAAUCCCCCAAGCGCCCGUUUUCUACCCGACGGAGGAAGAAUUCAAGGAUCCCUUAGAUUUCAUCUUCAAGAUCCGGCCUCAAGCCGAGCCCUUCGGGAUCUGCCGCAUCGUCCCGCCGAAAUCCUGGUCGCCGCCAUUCGCCCUCGACGCUCAGAGCUUCACUUUCCCGACGAAAUCACAGGCGAUCCACCGCCUGCAGGCUCGGCCGCCUUCGUACGACUCGGAGACCUUUGAGCUGGAGUACAGUAGGUUCUUGGAGAAUCAGCUGGGGAAGAAGUUGAAGAAGAAGGCGGUUUUUGAGGGUAAGGAUUUGGAUUUGUGUCGUGCUUUUAAUGCGGUGAAGAGAUAUGGAGGGUAUGAUAAGGUUUGCGAGGGGAAGAAAUGGGGUGAGGUUGCGAGGUUGGUUAGGCCGAAUGGAAAGAUAUCAGAGUGUGCGAAACACGUGCUUUGUCAAUUGUAUCGCGAGCAUUUGUAUGAGUACGAGGAGUAUCAGAGCAAGAAGUGCAAGAGGGAGAGGGAGCAGAGUGGAUAUAAUGAGAAGAAGGGAUCGAAAAAGAGAAAGAAGAGUGAUCUGGGAGUUGUUGAGAGAGUGAAGGAAGAGGUUAAGGAGGAGUUUGAUCAGAUUUGUGAGCAGUGCAAAAGUGGUUUGCAUGGGGAAGUCAUGUUGUUGUGCGAUCGGUGCGAUAAAGGUUGGCAUUUGCAUUGUCUUACGCCGCCAUUGAAGAGUGUGCCGCCUGGGAACUGGUAUUGCUUGGAGUGUGUGAAUUCAGAUAAGGAUAGCUUUGGUUUUGUUCCCGGAAAGGAUUGUUCGUUGGAGAUUUUUAGACGAAAGAAUGAUCGAGUGAAGAGAAAGUGGUUAGGGCAGACUUGUACUACCCGAGCACAGAUUGAGAAGAGGUUUUGGGAAAUUGUGGAGGGAAAAGGAGGAGAGGUGGAGGUUAUGUAUGGUAGUGACUUGGAUACCUCGGUUUAUGGUAGCGGGUUUCCCCGUGUUGAUGAUCCAGUUCCUGCUUCAGUUGAUUCAGAUGUAUGGAGGGAGUAUUGUUCUAGCCCGUGGAACCUCAAUAACUUGCCGAAGUUGUCAGGGUCAAUGCUCCGUGCGGUUCAUGAUAAUAUUGCUGGUGUUAUGGUUCCUUGGCUUUAUAUUGGGAUGCUAUUUUCAUCCUUUUGUUGGCAUGUUGAAGAUCACUUCUUUUAUUCAAUCAAUUACAUGCAUUGGGGAGAACCAAAAUGCUGGUAUGGUGUGCCUGGUGCUGAAGCUAGUGCAUUUGAGCAGGUUAUGCGAAAUACACUUCCAGAUUUAUUUGAUGCACAACCAGAUUUGCUCUUCCAGCUCGUUACAAUGCUUAAUCCAUCUGUUCUGCAAGAAAACGGUGUUCCAGUGUAUAACGUGCUGCAGGAACCUGGAAAUUUUGUUGUAACAUUUCCCAAAUCAUUUCAUGGGGGUUUUAAUUUUGGCUUAAAUUGCGCUGAGGCUGUCAACUUUGCUCCAGCUGACUGGUUACCUCAUGGUGGUCGUGGAGCCGAAUGGUACCGACUCUACCACAAAGCUGCAGUUUUAUCUCAUGAAGAGUUGCUAUGUGUAGUCUCCAAGAAUGGUUGUGAUAACAAAGCAUUACCUUACCUGGAGGAAGAAAUGCAUAGAAUAUUUGCUAGAGAGAAAAAAUGUAGAGAGGAACUCUGGAAAAAUGGCAUUGUCAGAUCUUCAAGGAUGUUAUCCAGAAAACAGCCUAUGUAUGUGGGUACUGAGGAGGAUCCAACAUGCAUCAUAUGCCAACAGUAUUUGUAUCUUUCAGCUAUAUCUUGCAAGUGUAGGCCAUCUGCUUUUGUUUGCCUUGAGCACUGGAAGCAUCUUUGUGAAUGCAAACCCAGCGAGCACCGUCUUCUUUAUCGUCAGACACUUGCAGAACUACGGGACUUGGUCUGCAUUGCAUCUCCUGUGUCUGGUAGUGCAUGUGAAGAAAAUCAUUGCAGCAGUUCUAAACAUGGGUUCCUUAGAGAACCAUGUGUUAUGAUAAAAAAGGUGAAAACUGGUCAGAUUUCUUAUGUACAGCUUGCUGAACAGUGGCUUUCAAAUUCUUGCCACCUUUUGGAGCUUCCAUUCUCAAAUUUCACUUAUAAAAAAGCCCUAAAGGAAGCUGAACAGUUUCUUUGGGCUGAUCAUGAACUGGAUCCGGUACGUGAUAUGGCAUCUAGAUUGAUGGAAGCUCGGAAGUGGGCUUUGAACAUUAGAAACAUUCUUUCUAGGGUGGAGGACUGCUUGCAGGAUCGGGACAAUCAAAUACAAAAAGUUCCAUUACGUGAAAUUGAGGAGCUUCUCAUGGUCAACCCUUUGCCUUGUUCGGAUCCUGGGCAUGUUAAAUUGAAGACUUACUCAGAAGAUGCAAGGGCGUUAAUUUGUGAGAUAGAAUCUGCGUUCUUGUCUUGCUUGGAGAUUGGCAAGCUGGAAAUAUUGUACUCAAGGGCAACUAAAUUUCCGAUAAUGAUAGAAGGAACUGCAAAAUUAGAAAAUGAGAUUUCUUCUGCAAAGGUUUGGAUAAGUGAUGCAGCUAAAUGCCUUUCCGGAGGGAAAGUUGCUGCUGUUGGUAUUGAUUUUCUCAACAAGGUAAAAUCAGAGAUGGCAGAGCUGCGAGUUCGGCUUCCAGAUAUGGAUUCAAUAUUGAAAUUGUGCAGGGAGGUCAAUUCAUGGCAAACUCGAUGUAGUGAAUUCUUGAAAGGUUCCGCCAAACUAAAGGAUCUUCAAGAUUUUUUGCAGGAUACUGAUGAUGUCAGAGUUACAAUUCCAGAGUUGGAGCUUCUGAGGCAGUAUCAUGCAGAUGCUUGUACCUGGAUUUGCCAUCUUAAUGAUGUUCUAUCAAAUCUUAAUGAACGCGAGGACCAUGAUAAUGUAGUUAGAGAACUCAGUUGCAUCUUAGAGGCUGGAAAAUCACUGAGAGUUCAAGUUGAUGAACUGCCCGUUGUUGAGGCAGAACUAAACAAAUUCAGUUGCAGACUGAAAGCUUCAAAGGCAGUUUCAACGCAAAUGCCCCUGGAUUUUCUUCAGCAACUGCUGUCAGAGGCUUCUCUAUUUGAAAUCAAGAAUGAAAAACGUUUUCUGGAGAUUUCAAGAGUUAUAGCUGCUGCUGUUUCUUGGGAGGAAAGAGCUAAAUUCGUGCUUGAGUGUCGAUCUUCCAUGUCUGAGUUUGAGGAAGUUUCAAGGUCUUCAGAGAAUAUAUUUGUUAUCCUUCCUUCUCUCCCUAAUAUCAAGGAUGCGAUAUCCAUUGGUCAAUCUUGGAUUAGUAGAUCCCAGCCAUAUUUAACAGCUGUUGGUGAUUCAUCGGUUUCUGCUCUUACCAUCGAUGCCCUGAAGGAGCUGAUUACGGAAUCCAAACAUAUGAAAGUUGCUGUAGAUGGCUUAGAAAAGCUUCAGAGCAUUUUGGAUGAUGUUAAUAAAUGGGAGAAUGUCGCACAUUCUCUACUAGAGGAUUCAAAAGCUCUCAUAUACUCCUACAAUAGUGAUAUUUCAAUUGACAGCCUCUUUUCAGUAAAAGUGGAGGAAUUGCUUACUAAGAUUGACUCUGCUAUUGAAACUGGGAGAUUGCUCGGUCUUGAGUUGAGUGGGUUGCCCAAUCUUCGUCGUGCAUCUUUAAUACUGCACUGGAGCUUGAAAGCUCUAUCCUUUUGUUCCAGGAUCCCUUCCUAUGAGGAGGUUGAUAGCUUGCUUGAUGAUUCCUAUCAUCUUCCUACCACUUUCUUGGAUAGUAAUUUUGCUGAAGUGUUAAAUAGGGGAUCAAGCUGGCUGAGAAAAGCCACCCUCAUGUCUCCAGGACCCAGAAGAUCGAAAAGAUGCAAGUUGAAAGAUGUAGAAGAAAUCCUAGAAGAGCACAAGAAAAUUGGUGUCCGGUACCCGUUGAUGGUUGCUUAUCUUCAAGAUGCCAUUGGAAAGCAUGAGUUACAUGCUUUCUUCAACCAGUUUGCUGCACAAUCUUGGACCUCCUUAAUGAAGCUAAAGGAUCUUGGGCAAUCUGAUGCCUUUGACUGUCCAGAGUUGCAUAAAGUUGCAGAUGAAGUUGAAAAAGUUGACAAAUGGAUGCGCCAGUGCCACAAAAUUGCGGAGCCUUUGGUGGGCGACCUUGGUUCUUUAUGCUCUGAGCUUGGAAAAAUCAAAGGUACCUUGCUUAAAGCUUUGUGCAUCUAUCGGGGUCCUGUAGGUUCUAGAAAAGCAUUCUGUGUAUGUUGCCCAAAUGAUUCUGAAGAUAACGCAUAUACAUGUCUAACCUGUGAGGACUGUUACCAUUUUUCAUGUAUGGGGCCACCGCUUGUUGCUGCUGGUAUGGCAAAUGAGUAUGCAUGUCCAUUCUGCCUUUGUAUGGAAAGUGGAACUACUACUGGACCUGCAGGGCAUCCACUGAUUUUUCAGGGGAAUCGCCCUGAAAUGGCAUCAUUUGUUGAACUUCUGUCCCGUGCUGAAGGUUUUUAUGAAGGGAUUCAAGAAGUGGCAUUGGCGCAAGAAAUUGUUGAACUUGCCUCACAGUGCAAGUUGUAUUUGACUGAAAUAGUGAAUCUCGCUCUUUCUCACCAUGGCAAAGAUUUGAGCUUUGUCUCUGAAAAUCUUCAGCGCGCCUUGAAGGGAGUGGCAGUGGCAGGGAUGUAUGAUCCCCAAGAUGGACGCAGUCUUGAGUCUGCUUUGUUUAAAAACUCAUGGAAAAUCAGAGUCAAUAAGCUAUUAAAUGGAUCGAAGAAGCCUUCUAUUUUACAUAUUCAGCGCCUUUUGAAAGAGGGUCUGGCCAUUGGCAUUCCAUCCACAGAUCACUUCAUGCAAGAAAUCGUGGAUGUAAAACAGAUCAGUUUGAAGUGGGCUGAGACUGCCAAGAAGGUUGUAUCAGAUUCAGGUGAAAUGGAGUUGAGUGAGGUAUUUAAACUUAUAACUGAGGGAAAAUCGUUGCCAGUCCAUUUUGAUAAGGAAAUGAAGUUAUUGAGAGAAAGAAGUGUACUUUAUUGCAUAUGCCGGAAGCCCUAUGAUCAAAAGGCCAUGAUUGCUUGUGAUCAAUGUGAUGAGUGGUAUCAUUUUGACUGCAUCAACCUACAUGAACCGCCUCCAAAGAAAUUCUUUUGCCCUGCAUGCAAGCCGUCACAUGGAGAGUUCAUCACUCUCUCUCUUCCUAUUUGCCACGAAGAGAGAUCAAACACAGAUGGAGAACCACACACUCCCCCAGCUUGCCAUAAGGAAGCAAAAAGAAGGCAUCCCAAGAAAGCUAGGUGUAGUUUAGAGCAGAAACUCGAGGAGAGUAAUAUUGAUCUAAGCAGCAUAUUAAGCUACACUGAAAUUGACAACUUAUGGAGGGGAAACAAAAGGCCUCUCAAAAGAACAGUUAGAAGACCAAGCAAGUUUGAGAAUCUCUCCCAAUUCUUGCAUCUUCCACAGUUGAAUAGCUAGCUCCCCAUUGUAUAUUCAUUUAUUUCAUUUAUUCUUUUUUUGCGUUGAUCAUUCUUGUCACUGCUUCAGUGAUCAAUAAGAUUAUUUUCAUUUCUACUAACCAUUUUUAUGAGCCCCAUAGAAACUCCCCAGGUCCUUUCCCCCCCACUUUUCAACUAAUCAAAUGUACAUAUAUUUAGCUUUUCAUAAUGACUAAUUCAUCUUAAGCUCUUUACCUUGUUCGCUGUUAUCGCUGAAUUUGUUUAUAACCAGUUUUAUUAUGUAACCUCGGAAAAAUUAGUGUUAUCUUGUUACUCUC
Molecule: messenger RNA, 5907 nt
Organism: Asparagus officinalis (garden asparagus)
Lineage: Eukaryota; Viridiplantae; Streptophyta; Magnoliopsida; Asparagales; Asparagaceae
Product: lysine-specific demethylase 5A
Exons: 33
Coding region: 129-5609 (1826 amino acids)
Biological process (GO): chromatin remodeling
Cellular component (GO): nucleus
Molecular function (GO): DNA binding; histone demethylase activity
Source: RefSeq, a predicted model, not a curated record